AUGACGCAAAAGACUCGCAGGGCUAAUACUCGGUUGCCAAGAAAACCGCUUACUAACAGUACCAAUACACCAAUACCGACGGUAGCGACCGAAGAGGCUCAACAGGAGCCUCUGGAAACGGACCAGCACCUGGUACGCGAGGUGCCUGAGGAGGUUCACGAAGAACCUCGGCCCACAGCAGGAGACGGCCGUAAGGAACCUCCAGCAGAUGCUUUGGUUGAGGCACAUGAGGACGCUCAAUUGCCACCCGCCCAUGACGAUGGUGCAAAUGAAGCUGUGAGCUCUCCUUACUCCUUCCGUGGGAAGCGUAAGUACUGGGGACCUGACGGAGAGUCCCUGCUGCCAACAGAGAGGCACAAAUCUAUCUCCAAAAAGAAGAAGGAUCAUAUAGGAAAGGAUCCUCAACGAAGCCGUAAGGCUCGAAGGACUUCGCAAGGAAGCUACAAGGCUCGACAAAAGUAA
Messenger RNA from Penicillium argentinense, 462 nucleotides. RefSeq lists its product as uncharacterized. NCBI's taxonomy places the organism in Eukaryota, Fungi, Ascomycota, Eurotiomycetes, Eurotiales, Aspergillaceae. Bases 1 to 462 code for a protein of 153 amino acids. The transcript has a single exon. The record is from RefSeq and is a predicted model, not a curated record.